Messenger RNA from Sphaerodactylus townsendi, 973 nucleotides. RefSeq names its product coiled-coil domain containing 198 (gene CCDC198). Lineage: Eukaryota; Metazoa; Chordata; Lepidosauria; Squamata; Sphaerodactylidae. The record is from RefSeq and is a predicted model, not a curated record.
AUGGGCCUGAGUCACUCGAAGAAUCGGAGCCAGGUGACCAAAGUAGCCCCGAUGCCCGCCAAAGAGGUCGCGUCCCGGUCUCCAGGAUGUGCGCCCGUGUACGGAUACCAGAGCCCUUUGAGAGAGCGGCGUUCCAGCUCCCUCGCUCCUCUGACAGAGAGGAACCCGCUGUCGGAGAGGCAUCUUCCCCCCCUGCGGGAAACCUGGUAUUCAAGAUAUCCUGCAGUGCCUCGUCCCUCCCCACUGGAUCUCAAGCCAGAAGAGGGAGAAUCAAGCAUCAUCAAACAGCACCCCCCUCGUAGACCACAGAAGUUGGAACCUCUCGUCCUUCCAAAAGAUGUCUCUUUGGAUACGUUCUCAAGACAACGGGAGGGGACAGCGGCCCGGACACCAAAGGAGCUUGAGAAACGGGGGCCGGCCGUUCUGUACCCCCCAGGAAGAAGACGGCAGCACCUUCACAAGAUGAAAAUGCUGGAAAUGCGCCAAGAGGCAGAACGGAAGAGGAGGUUGCGCCGAGGCAGCGCCAAGUCAAAAACGAGGGAUGCCAAAGUCCGGCAGGCGUUUCGUCACGGGCAGCCGUUUGACAGCUCAGACGACGAGGACCUCUUUGCCGUUGAGCAUGAUGGAGAUAUUGGGAUCAAUCCUUGGGUCGGACAGAUACUAAAAGGGCACGGACGGCCAGAGACCCAGCCAGGACAGAUCGGCAAAGUGGAGACGUGGUUGCUGAAGCAGCAGGCGAGCAGCAAAUCGUUUUGGGAUACUUCAAGCACCGACUCAGAUAGUUGGGAAGAACUAGAAGACGGGAGGUUUACCAGGAGACCAGCUUUAGUGAGAACCAAGACAGAGAGGAUCCAGCUCUUUGAUGACUUCUUUGACCAACCACUCUGAUCUACAGACACCAGAAUGGGGCCAUCUUGGUGGUGAGCAUGGAACAAUCCGCCCAUGCACAGUAGAGCCCAAAACAACUCUAAGA